Molecule: messenger RNA, 519 nt
Organism: Parastagonospora nodorum SN15
Lineage: Eukaryota; Fungi; Ascomycota; Dothideomycetes; Pleosporales; Phaeosphaeriaceae
Exons: 2
Coding region: 1-519 (172 amino acids)
Source: RefSeq, a predicted model, not a curated record
AUGCCGAAAGCGAGCGUAACCCCAGGCACCAUACGCCUGUCAGCUCGCCGGGGUGCGGAUUCGAGCAUUCAGGUCGCCCUCUGCGGACGCCGCUCCAUGCAGCGCUGGGUGGACGCUCGUCGCCGAACCUCAGGCGCUGUAGGUCUGCUCCCACGACAGCCUGUGUUCCGCCAUCCCGAUAUAGCAUCCACGCUGAGGUUUGGAUUCUGCAUCUGCAUCUGCUGGUGUUUGACGACGCUCUCCCCAGAACAGAACCCAUGUCUCCUCAGGUUCUGCAUGGGCGAACACCUUGCGUCUCAGCAGCACGAUGCACGUUGCAGUCAGCGCUGCCCGUCGAUCAAACGGGUGCUGAGGCAAGGAUGGGGACCGGGCGGGCAUAGUGUGAUCGUCACGGUCCUUGGUGGAGGACACGAGGAAGUCGGCGAGGUCCCUCUUGGCAAACGGGACCAUCGUUCUUCCGGGCGACAGGUUGACCGUGCGUUUUCACGCACACCACUCACCACACUCGACCGUGGCUGA